Messenger RNA from Vicugna pacos (alpaca), 1082 nucleotides. It is a transcript of the gene NMS, whose product is annotated as neuromedin S. The record is from RefSeq and is a predicted model, not a curated record. NCBI's taxonomy places the organism in Eukaryota, Metazoa, Chordata, Mammalia, Artiodactyla, Camelidae.
AUGAAACGUCUUCUUGCCCAUUUCCCAACCAUCUUGGCCAUCUAUUGUUUCUGCAUGCUACAGAUUCCCUCCUCAGGAUUUCCUCGACAUUUAGCUGAUCCUCCAGGUGGCUUGGAUGUUGUGCAGCUUGAGCGGCUGGCAUAUUGGGCAACUCUUUCUAGACAACCCAAGGAUGAUCAAGACAUCUGCAAAAGGUUUCUAUUUCACUACUCCAGAAACCAGGAGCCGACACAUCCAGUUAAAACUGGGUUUCGUCCUGUGCACCCUCUAAUGCGUCUGGCUGCGAAGCUCACGAACCGCAGGAUGAAAAGAUUUCGCCAGCGCGAUUCGGGGGCUGCUGCAGCAGAUUUUACCAAGAAGGAUCACACUGCCACGUUGGGAAGACCGUUUUUCCUUUUCAGGCCAAGGAAUGGAAGAAACCUUGACAUUAACAUCUGGUAGGACAGGCGAAGGUCAGCCUCACUGCGGCAAGUCUCCUCCAAGAGAAUGUUAUGUGUCUGAUGUGGGGGAGUGAGAAGGGUGACAGUUUCAAGAAAUGGGGACCAUGUGGAACCCCUGGGGACCUCUGCCCCUCCCUUUCCUGCCCUCAGCACCACCAAGAACCCCCACCCACAGCCUGGCAUUGCCCCAAACAAUCAGCCUUCCCUUUCGCGCUGGCUCCUUUUCAGGUGUGCUGUCCCCAGCAGCAGCUGUGAGGGGACAAAGGCUCCACAGCUUGUGUGACUUCUCACCUGGCUCUUUUGAGGAGGAAACUCCACACUGGCAUGCUUGGGGCGAGGGGUUCUCUGUAGUAGAAACACUUCCCAGUACAGCCAGGCAAGGCCCCUCCCUCCAUUCAAUGAUGCUCUGACCCAGAGGUUAAAUCUGGGGAGAUUGUUGGCCUUCUGGCCAUUGGCGGUGGAUGUCCCUGCUCAUGGGCAGCUCUGGGACUCCUGUCACUCAUGGUGAUGUAGUCCCAAGGACAUGAGGCCGCUGUCCCCAACCAGGGCCCUGGCAGAUCAAGGUACGUGAGAAACUGUCUACAGAAGCACAGCCGCUCAGGCCAAGCCAGGGAAGAUAUUCCCUGGGACCACAGGUCUCAC